UAUUUGUUGGUGAGCUUAUAUCUGAGGAUGGGGAAUAUCUUGAGCAGUGGUUGGAAUCUUGAAAUUUGCUCGUACUGUACUUCGAUCACAAGUACGAGUACGAAUUUUGUUAACGAACUUCCAACCAUUGAUCCGGAGGCUGAAAAAUCAUUGAGGAUUCCAAACCUGCUCAUAAACACGGAUAUGAAUACAGAUAAUAUCAAUGCGGAUAUCCGCCUGUGUCCGCCGUAAAUAUCCGGAUACGGAUACUAAAAUCAGUAUACCUAAGCAGGUCUGGAAAAUACUCCUGUAGCCUUUGGUCCUCUGGAUCCUUUGGAUAUCCCUUUGAAUUAUAAAAAAGAAAAAAGAGUCUACUUUAAUUAA
Meloidogyne enterolobii is the source of this 363-nucleotide messenger RNA. Lineage: Eukaryota; Metazoa; Nematoda; Chromadorea; Rhabditida; Meloidogynidae. The record is from the annotation of a GenBank genome assembly.